UUUGCCGAUGAGGCCUCCGGUGAAGGUGUUCGUGGAAACGGCUGGAGCUGCCACGUCAUCGGAAGCGGAGAACGAGCGAGCCGCCGGUCCGAGCUGCGACUGGUCGGACCGGAAGGCGGUCGAGGCUUCCCCCGAGGUCUGCAAAAGAGCAACUCGACCGGGUUUUCCAAAAUUUGGCGGUUCAAGGAUUUGCUCGGUAGGAGCAACAGCGACGGCAGGGACGCUUUCGUAUUCCUUAACAACAACAACGCUCCGUCUCCGGCCGCGAAGGGAGAGGAGAAGUGCGAGAAAAAGGAGGCGGCGGCGGUGAAAGUGAGUGGAAAAGCGAAGAAGGGCGGGAAGGUGAAAACGGCGCCGUUGUCGGCUCAUGAAGUGUAUUUGAAGAGUAAGGCGAAAGGGGAGGAGCGGCGGCGGUCGUAUUUGCCUUACCGGCCGGAGUUGAUGGGGUUUUUCACUAAUGUUAAUGGCGGAUUAAGUAAAAAUGUACAUCCCUUUUAAGCAUUAAGGGUUGCUAGUUUUUUAACUCUAUAUUUUUAUCUAGUUUCUAUAAUUCUAUUUUAGGUCUAUUUCAUUUUUUGGUGUUUUAUUGGUGGCCAUAUAUUAAAAAGAUUUUGGGUCAGGAGUUGCUGACACUAGAAGAUCAAUUAUUCAUUCGUUGUAAUUUUUAAACAACAUUAUAUAGUGUAUGUGGGUUUGAUUAAA
Messenger RNA from Salvia splendens (bonfire salvia), 702 nucleotides. RefSeq lists its product as uncharacterized. The transcript has a single exon. NCBI's taxonomy places the organism in Eukaryota, Viridiplantae, Streptophyta, Magnoliopsida, Lamiales, Lamiaceae. The record is from RefSeq and is a predicted model, not a curated record. The annotation marks the transcript as partial.